This is a messenger RNA of Hypomesus transpacificus, 1224 nucleotides long. Its product is annotated as serine/threonine-protein kinase pim-1-like. Gene Ontology annotation, cellular component: cytoplasm. The transcript is spliced from 7 exons. The record is from RefSeq and is a predicted model, not a curated record. The coding region runs from base 1 to 1224 and encodes 407 amino acids. Gene Ontology annotation, molecular function: protein serine/threonine kinase activity; ATP binding. Gene Ontology annotation, biological process: regulation of mitotic cell cycle; protein autophosphorylation; negative regulation of apoptotic process. Lineage: Eukaryota; Metazoa; Chordata; Actinopteri; Osmeriformes; Osmeridae.
AUGAUAACACGCAGCUCCAAGAAUAUUCUCUCCCCAGCCCCCAAUACCAAGGGCCAGGGUUGGAGAGACCCGGACAGGGACGGAGGCCGAAAGAGGAAGAGGUCAGGUACUCACAAUGCCCAAAACUCGAAAGCCAGACCAGAAACUAGCACGCGAAUGGAGCCAUGUGCUAUAUCUACGCCCCCUGCCCCCAAGGUCCUGUGCCGAUGGCCUGAAAACGUUAGCCAAGGAUGCUAUGAUGUGCCCCUUGAAGACUGGAGCCCACGACCUACUGGAUGGCUGGAACCCACGCCCUAUGACACGGCUCCAGUCCCAGGUCAGAGCUCCAGGCCUGUUCCCCUGAGAGGAGCAGAGGAGACAGGUCACUGCCAGGACCAUGGAUCCUCCUCUACUUUCUGUCCCAGAGCCACUAAACGGCCCCGGAAAGCAGCAAGACUGGAGAAGCUGUAUUUCAAGGGGCCGUUGCUAGGUAAAGGGGGCUAUGGCUCAGUGUAUGCGGGGACCAGGAAGACUGAUGGCAUGCCGGUAGCCAUCAAGUAUGUGUCCAAGGCCCAAGCCGACGAGGAGCUGGACAUUCCGGGACAAGGCGGAUCCCUGCCCCUGGAGGUGGCGCUCAUGAAGCAGGUAAACAUGGCUCCCCAGUGCCCCUACGUCUUGCGCAUGCUGGAGUGGUUUGACCAGCCCACGCGCUACGUCAUGGUGCUGGAGCGCCCCGAGCCUUGCCAGGACCUGGUGGCCUUCUGCCAGGACCACGGGGGCCUCAUCACUGAAGGGUUGGCACGGCAGGUGAUGGUGCAACUACUGAGGGCGCUGGAUCACUGCCGUGAGCGAGGGGUCCUGCACCGCGACGUCAAGCCGGAGAACAUGCUCAUCCAGAUCGACUCUCACCGGGUCAAGCUCUUUGACUUUGGCUGUGGGGAUCUGCUGAAGUAUACCGCCUACAAGGACUAUGCAGGCACCCUGGAGUACACCCCUCCAGAGUGGUUCCUCCAGAGACAGUACCUGGCAGGGCCCACCACGGUCUGGUCUGUGGGCAUCACCCUCUUCACCCUGGUGUGUGGCCUCUUGCCCUUCACCACCAUCCGGGAGACCAUCAAGGGGCGUGUGCACUUCUCUAGGAGCGUCUCCCCAGAAUGCCGUCAUCUGAUUCGCUGGUGUCUGAGCGCCAAGCCAAAGGACCGUCCGACGCUGGAGCAGAUCCAGCUCCACCCCUGGCUACUAUGA